AUGGUUGUCCUCAUGCUUUUGUUGACCCCUUUUCUUGUUGGCUACCUUGGAGGCCCUGCCAUCUCCUCUGCCCCAGGGGUCGUCCAAUUAAUUGAUGCACCGAGACCGGCAAUUAUCCCAGUUGCCACAAUAAACGCAUCUCAUUUUGCGACGCGCACGACAUCUCGAUUAGCGGUGAUACCAGCAACGGCUUCAGCUUUUGUACAAAUCCCUCAGGUCACAACAGUUGCUGUUCUUCCUGAAUAUGAUUAUUACCUGACCCCGAUUUUAUACCGAAGUGGAAUUUUCCACUUACACCGAUUCGUCGUCAAGGUCAAGUCAGUCGUUGCUACCUGGGAAGCUCUUAAGACUUCUUUUGAACGUGUUGCCAGUUUUUUUUCCGGCAAGCAUUAA
This is a messenger RNA of Botrytis deweyae, 393 nucleotides long. RefSeq lists its product as uncharacterized. The record is from RefSeq and is a predicted model, not a curated record. The transcript has a single exon. The coding region runs from base 1 to 393 and encodes 130 amino acids. NCBI's taxonomy places the organism in Eukaryota, Fungi, Ascomycota, Leotiomycetes, Helotiales, Sclerotiniaceae.